Messenger RNA from Otolemur garnettii (small-eared galago), 1108 nucleotides. It is a transcript of the gene DGAT2L6, whose product is annotated as diacylglycerol O-acyltransferase 2 like 6. Gene Ontology annotation, biological process: lipid metabolic process. NCBI's taxonomy places the organism in Eukaryota, Metazoa, Chordata, Mammalia, Primates, Galagidae. The transcript is spliced from 7 exons. Gene Ontology annotation, cellular component: endoplasmic reticulum membrane. The coding region runs from base 89 to 1108 and encodes 339 amino acids. The record is from RefSeq and is a predicted model, not a curated record.
UAAGAGAUUAUAGCAAAGCAUCUAUAAUCAACUCAGCUUAAGAGAUCUUGACCUCUGGUUGGGUUUCCUGCCACAGCAGAAUAGCAUCAUGACCAAGGCCUUCUUCUCCCGACUAGAUCUUCAAGAGGGUCUCCAAACCCUCUCUGUUAUGCAGUGGCUCCCAGUCUACAUAUUUUUAGGAGCUAUUCCCAUUCUCUUUAUACCCUACUUUCUGGUGUUCACUAAGUUUUGGUCCUUGGCUGUGCUCGCCUUAGUUUGGCUCGCCUAUGAUUGGAACACCCACAGUCAAGGUGGUAGACGUUCAUCUUGGGUACGAAACUGGACCCUCUGGAAAUAUUUCCGAAAUUACUUCCCAGUAAAGCUGGUGAAGACUCAUGACCUUUCUCCCAAACACAACUACAUCAUUGCCAACCACCCCCAUGGCAUUGUCUCUUAUGGUGUCUUCAUCAACUUUGCAACUGAGGCCACUGGCUUUGCUCGGAUUUUCCCAUCCAUUACUCCCUUCGUAGGGACCUUGGAAGGGAUUUUCUGGAUCCCAAUUGUGCGAGAAUAUGUGAUGUCAAUGGGUUUGUGCCCAGUUAGUGAGUUGUCCUUGAAGUAUUUGCUGACACAGAAAGGCUCAGGCAAUGCUGUGGUUAUUGUGGUGGGUGGAGCUACCGAAGCCCUCUUGUGCCAGCCAGGAGCCUCCACCAUUUUCCUCAAAAAGCGAAAAGGUUUUGUGAAGUUGGCCCUGAAGACAGGGGCAUAUAUUGUUCCUUCCUAUUCCUUUGGUGAGAACGAGGUACACAAGCAAGAGACCUUCCCUGAGGGCACAUGGACAAGGUUCUUCCAAAAAACCUUCCAGAGCACAUUCAAAAAACUCCUGGGUUUAAAUUUCUGUACCUUCCAUGGUCGGGGCCUCACUCGUGGAUCCUGGGGCUUUCUGCCUUUCAAUCAUCCCAUUACCACUGUUGUUGGAGAACCCCUGCCGAUUCCCAAGAUUGAGAAUCCAGAUAAGAAGACAGUGGACAAGUAUCACACAUUCUACAUUAGUGCCCUGCGCAAGCUGUUUGAUCAACACAAAGUUGAACAUGGACUCCCUGAGGCCCAAGAGCUGGCAAUCAUAUAA